Sinocyclocheilus grahami is the source of this 4295-nucleotide messenger RNA. RefSeq names its product AP-3 complex subunit beta-2-like. Gene Ontology annotation, biological process: intracellular protein transport; vesicle-mediated transport. The transcript is spliced from 25 exons. The coding region runs from base 39 to 3278 and encodes 1079 amino acids. The record is from RefSeq and is a predicted model, not a curated record. Gene Ontology annotation, cellular component: AP-3 adaptor complex; membrane coat. NCBI's taxonomy places the organism in Eukaryota, Metazoa, Chordata, Actinopteri, Cypriniformes, Cyprinidae.
UAUCAUCAGCAGCAGCAGCAGCAGCAGCAGCAGCAGGGAUGGCCGCGAGCUCCGCGUUCAGCGACGAGAAAGGAGGCUCCGCCAGCGAGCCCGAGUACGGCCACGACCCGGCCAGCGGCGGCAUCUUCUCCUCCGACUACAAGAGACACGAUGACCUGAAGGAGAUGCUGGACAGUAAUAAAGACUCCUUGAAGCUGGAGGCCAUGAAGCGUAUUGUUGCAAUGAUCGCCCGGGGGAAGAACGCCUCAGAUCUCUUCCCUGCAGUGGUGAAGAACGUGGCCUGUAAGAUAGUGAAGAAGCUGGUGUACGUGUAUCUCGUGCGCUACGCUGAAGAACAGCAGGAUCUCGCUCUGUUGUCCAUUUCCACCUUCCAGAGAGGACUGAAGGUGAAGAAGCUGGUGUACGUGUAUCUCGUGCGCUACGCUGAAGAACAGCAGGAUCUCGCUCUGUUGUCCAUUUCCACCUUCCAGAGAGGACUGAAGGUGAAGAAGCUGGUGUACGUGUAUCUCGUGCGCUACGCUGAAGAACAGCAGGAUCUCGCUCUGUUGUCCAUUUCCACCUUCCAGAGAGGACUGAAGGACCCCAACCAGCUGAUCCGUGCGAGUGCCCUGCGUGUGCUGUCCAGCAUCAGAGUGACCAUCAUCGUGCCCAUCAUGAUGUUAGCCAUCAAAGAGGCAGCGUCUGACAUGUCUCCAUACGUCCGCAAGACUGCAGCUCAUGCCAUACCCAAACUACACAGUCUGGACCCAGAACAGAAAGAUCAGUUGAUUGAAGUCAUCGAGAAGCUGCUGGCUGAUAAAACCACACUGGUAGCAGGCAGUGUGGUGAUGGCGUUUGAGGAAGUGUGUCCGGACCGCAUCGACCUGAUCCAUAAGAACUACCGUAAGCUGUGUAACCUGUUGAUUGACGUGGAGGAGUGGGGUCAGGUGGUUAUCAUCAACAUGCUCACGCGCUACGCCAGAACACAGUUCCUCAACCCCAACGUCAAUGAGUCUCUGUUGGAGGAGAGCAGCGAGAAGGCCUUCUACGCCUCUGAUGAUGAGGAAGAUGAAGAUAAGAAAGCCGAGGUGACCACUCUAGAGAAGAGGAAGCCGUACGUGAUGGACCCCGAUCACAGACUCCUACUGAGGAACACCAAACCCCUGCUGCAGAGCCGCAAUGCUGCUACAUAUAUUAAGAGCAUGGAUAAGGAUUUUGUGGCGGCCAGCAUUCAGGCCAUAGGUCGCUGUGCUACAAACAUCGGUGAAGUCAGAGACACCUGUCUGAAUGGCCUCGUUCAGCUGCUGUCCAAUAGAGACGAGUUGGUUGUGGCUGAGUCAGUGGUGGUGAUCAAAAAGCUUCUGCAGAUGCAGCCUGAACAGCACAGCGACAUCAUCAAACACAUGGCCAAACUCAUCGACAACAUCCAGGUGCCCAUGGCCCGAGCGAGCAUCCUGUGGCUGAUUGGAGAAUACUGCGAGCACGUCCCCAAAAUCGCCCCUGACGUCCUGAGAAAGAUGGCCAAAAGCUUCACCAAUGAGGAAGACAUUGUCAAGCUGCAGAUUAUCAAUCUGGCUGCCAAACUGUACCUUACUAACUCAAAACAGUCUAAACUGUUGACGCAGUAUGUACUGAAUCUGGCAAAAUAUGAUCAAAACUAUGACAUCAGAGAUCGUGCCCGCUUUAUCCGCCAACUCAUUGUGCCCACCGAUAAGAGUGGCGCUCUUAACAAAUACGCCAAGAAGCUUUUCCUUGCACUCAAGCCUGCCCCCGUCCUGGAGUCUCCAUUUAAAGACCGAGAUCACUUCCAGCUGGGGUCGCUGUCUCAUCUGCUGAACGCUAAAGCCGCCGGAUACCAGGAGCUGCCUGACUGGCCUGAAUCGGCACCCGACCCGUCCGUGCGCAACGUAGAGGUGAAGGAUUCUAUUCCAGAUUGGAGCAAAUGCUCAAGCCGGAAGGAUCGCAAGGAGAAGAAAGUAGAGAAACCGUUCUACUCAGACUCCGAAGGAGAAUCUGGUCCAACUGAAUCAGCAGAUAGCGAAUCAGACUCGGGCAGUGGUUCAGCAAGCGCUAGCGGCAGUGAUGAAAGCGGUUCCGGUUCAGAGAGUGAAGAGAGCAGAGAAGAGACCGAGUCUGAGGAGGAAGAGGAAGAUGAGGAGGAGGAAAGGAAAAAAAGGAAGAAGCUGGACAAGACCAAAGCAAAGAAGCAAGCAGAGGAGAGUGCAGAGAGCGAGCAGAGCAGCGGUGCCGAGGACAGGAAGCGUGGCAGGAAAGCAGUGAAGAAUCAGAAAAGUGCUUCAGAAUCAGAGAGCGAAUCAGAGAGCAGCGAAUCAGAGGAUGAGUCGGAGGAGGAGUCAGAGGAGGAGUCUGAGUCCGACACCGACGUCAGGAAGAAGAAGACGCCCGUAUCAAAACAACCUCCCAAACAAUCCAAAAAAGAGAGCAAGAAGGAGACGCAGGAAAUGUCUUUGCUGGAUCUGGAUGACUUUGAACCAGCUCCAGCAUCAGCUCCAGUGACUCCGGUUAACUUCCUGUCCAUUAGUCUGGUGUCUGAUCUGGAGGGUUUGUCACUGACCGACACUAUUCUUGCACCUACAACCAUUGCACCUUCAGGUUUGAUAAAGAUGUACGAGCUCCUGCAUCGUAUAACAGGUGAGGGUCUUGCGGUUGAGUAUUGCUUCAGCCGGCAGCCCUUCAGUCCAGACCCCAAUAUGGUGGCCGUCCAGAUCCAAUUUACCAACAACACCAACUCCGAGACCAAAAACCUGCACAUCGAGGAUCCCAGGCUGCAGUCCGGGAUGAGGAUCCGAGAGUUCGCUGAGAUAGACGUGUUAACAGCAGGUGAAUCGGUUACCGUGGUGAUGGGCAUAGAUUUCUGUGAUUCCACGCAAGCAGCAAACUUCCAGCUGUGUACUCACACCCGCAAGUUCUUCGUUUCCAUCCAGCCACCCGUCGGGGAGCUAAUGACACCAGCAUUUCUGACAGAAAACGACUUCAAGAAGGAGCAAGGUAAACUGAUGGGAAUGAAUGAAAUCUUGGAGAAGCUGACGCUGGGAGAGAAAUGCGUGAACGAACACGUCAUCGUUGAGAGAGUCACGGCCACCGCCAACUUGAGCAGAGUACCAUGCGGUUCAGAUAAAGAGUGCAGAUUCGCAGGUAAAACGGUCAGCAGCGGUUGUCUCGUGCUGGUCACCGUAACUACGAAGGAAGGCGGCGGAGCUCAGCUGACGGUGAACUGUGAGAAGAUGGUGAUCGGAACGAUGCUGGUUAAAGACAUCCUGCAGGCCCUGUCGCAGUGAUGGCGCCCCCUACAGUCAACACCCUCCUACUGCUGCUUACCGCAUUGAUUUGUAUCUCUGUGUAGAUAUUUCGCCCACGUGGACUGGCUUGUAGCAUCAAAAAUAUACUUAGAACUGACGUCAGAACAGCGAAAGUAACAUUCAUGGCCCUUAAUCAGGAUGCUCCUCUUAUGUUCUUCUGUUGAAUGUUGCAUGGCAUCAGAGACAAUCUUUACACCAUAAACUCACCUGAACUACUGCACAAACCUGCAUCAAUUUCAAUUUAGAAGCUCUUUAGGAUAUACAGUACAUGGCCGACAGUUUUUGGAAACCACCUUGUAAUCCACAAGUCAGCAACCGUUAAUAAAUCCAUCUGCUCAGUGAAACAAGACUAAUAAUCAUCUGAGUGAUUCAUUUGUUGCCUUUGUGAUCUUCCUAAAAUCAAUAGAAACUCUGUGCAGUUUAUUUUAGUGUUUAUCUGUCACAUUUACUGAAUGCAAUGUCUUACAUCAGAUGCCAGACCGCAUCCACAUUUGUUUCCAGAGACCGCUUCAAACUGGUUUAGAAAACAUGAACUUUGUUGAAUUCUCUGGAACAUUUUCUUAUUAGUUUCAUAACACAGUAUGAAUUCACUGCCUUCAUGUUGUAGCAACAUCUCUUUCGACAGGAAACUUAUGUCUUUUCUGUAAUUGCCAAUGUGUAACUACUGAAUUAGGACUAUGGACUGGUGUAUCACCUGACAUUCAUCAGCUUCUUGUUCUCCUGAAGCUCUCAGAAGAAUAUAGUAUCUCACAAUAUAGUAUCUAGAUAUUUUAAUGCAGUCUGGAGCUGUUUAUCCUGGUGAAGACACUGUUAGUAGUUAGUUUUAAACCUUUUUUUGUUAUGAUGAUGUGCUUGAUGGCAUAAACCAGAUCUUCCUCCUCCCCUGGGUUAAAAAUGAAGUCCAGCUUUACUGACUCGUCUCUGUGUGACUGUGGGAAAUCAUGUGCUGUUUGAAUAUUAUAUCUCUAUUUAUUAUAAAGAGUUUUAAAUGUCAAU